Messenger RNA from Syngnathus acus (greater pipefish), 2227 nucleotides. RefSeq lists its product as uncharacterized. Gene Ontology annotation, molecular function: nucleotide binding; DNA-directed DNA polymerase activity; DNA binding. The coding region runs from base 230 to 2227 and encodes 665 amino acids. The record is from RefSeq and is a predicted model, not a curated record. NCBI's taxonomy places the organism in Eukaryota, Metazoa, Chordata, Actinopteri, Syngnathiformes, Syngnathidae. The transcript is spliced from 4 exons. Gene Ontology annotation, biological process: DNA replication.
UAGUCUACUACGAUUUCGAAACCUAUGUAGAUACAGAUGGUUUACACAAACCUUUUCUUAUCUGCUGUAAAUCAAAUAGACUGGAGAAACAGUGGUUUGGCACAGAUUGUGUUGACGAAUUUCUCAGAUUUUUUCGAAACCCCCGGUUUAAACAAACGACAUUUGUUGCACAUAAUGCGAGAGGUUUUGAUUCAUACAUCUUGAAUUAGGUAUCAAACUUGACAUUCUGAUGCAAGGGAGUAAAGUUCUAUCAUUUGUCGAUUUAGACACAAAAUCUCGAUUCAUAGACUCGCUCUCAUUCCUGACGAUGCCUCUAAGUGCGAUGCCUAAGGCCCUGGGGUUUGAAGAUAAAUCAAAGGGUUAUUUUCCACACAAAUUCAGCUCUUUAGAACAUCUAAACUACGUAGGGUGUCACCCUGACCCUACGUACUACGAUAUCGAGCGAAUGUCACCCUCUCAACAAGCUACGUUUGAUGAAUGGUAUGCCAAAGAAGCUAGCGGUGUGUUCGAUUUUGCUAAACAGGCGAUAGCCUACUGUGAGAAUGACGUUGACCUGUUAAUGCAAGGGUGUGAGAAAUUCAGGAGUGAGUUUUUUGAGGCCACCGGAACAGACCCAUUCAAUGCUGUGACAAUAGCCUCUGCGUGCAUGAAGGUUUUUCGCCCUAAUUUCCUAACCCAUCAAACACUAGCCAUUACACCUUCAGACAACUAUAUGCGUCAGUCCAAAGCUUUUUCGCAUGACUCUAUUCAAUACCUGCAAUGGAUCAUGCAUAGCCAAAAUAUUCACAUUAGGCAUGCAUUGAACGGGGCCGAGGUUAAGAUAGUUAACUACACGGUAGACGGAUAUUCUGAAAUCGGAGGCGUGAAAAUAGUUUUUGAGUAUUUUGGUUGUUAUCACCACGGCUGCGCAGAAUGCUACGACCUCUCUAAAAUAUGUCCGACAACAAAACGCCCCUUUCAUGAGAGGUUUGAUAACACCCAAAAGAAAAUUCAGGAACUACAGCUUAAACAGGAUGUGCACCUUGUAAUUAUGUGGGAGCACGAAUGGCUGCAAAUGCAAAAGUUGAACAUAGAGGUGAAGGAAUUCCUGAAAAAAGCCAAAUUUCCUACACCGCUCAAGCCGAGGCAGGCCCUUUUUGGGGGUCAAACAAACACAUUCGUUUUGAGAUACACGGCAGAACCUGACGAGCGUGUGUUGUAUGUUGAUGUGACGUCAUUAUACCCUUUCAUCAAUAGUACAGGCACCUACCCUAUCGGUCAUCCAACGAUUAUCCACGGUGAUUUUAAAGACCCCAGGUCGUAUUUCGGUUUCAUCAGCGCCACAGUCAACCCACCCCGUGGUUUGUAUUUUCCUGUUUUACCCUUCAAAACAGCUAAAGGUAAACUCCAGCAGACAGCGUGUACACAUAGUGAUGAGCAAAGAUCGUUAACAGGUGUUUGGACAACCCCUGAAUUUGUUAAGGCACUUGAUCUCGGCUACACGGUUGCAGAUGUUACAGAAGUAUGGCAUUCCACAAGAGCGAGCGACACAAUUUUCCGUGAUUAUAUGCGAACAUUUCUAAAAGGUAAACAGGAAUCUUCAGGUUAUCCGGCGCACGUGGUCAAUCAGGCUGAUAGAGAAAGAUACAUAGAAGGGUACGCAAUUCAUCAGGGUAUCCAACUAGACCCUUCCAAAAUUGCUGUAAACCAGGGAAAAAGACAAGUUUCAAAACUCUGUCUUAACAAUCUAUGGGGAAAACUCGUGCAGCGUGAGAACAUGACAAACACAAAAAUUGUGACAAAAUCUGAGGAAUUUUUUGAACGUCUGUUUUCAGGUCUGUACGAUGUGAAAUUCUUCCACUUUAUCAGCGAAAAGCUUUCGAUUUCUCUGUCUUUGUCUCUGUUUCUGUUAGUUUCUGUUCCCGUCUGCGAGUUGCGACCAGCGCCUGGACCAACCCUCGCCACCAGCUUCCGUAUCUGCGACGCCGGACCCACGUGCGCCAUCGGGAUCCACCCCAGCGUCGCUGGACCCGCAGCCGUCGCCGGACCUCGUCCCAGCGGCGCUGGACCCGUGGCCGCCGUCGGAUCUCGUCCUAGCGGUGCCAGACCCGUGGCCACCGUUGGAGCUCGUCUCAGCGCCAUGAGACUUGAGGCCGCCAUCAGACCCCAGCGUCGCUGGACCCGCAGCCGUCGCCGGACCUCGUCCCAGCGGCGCUGGACCCGUGGCCGCCGUCGGAUCUCGUCCUAG